AACAAUUUGAAUUUCGUUGAACAAUCUUGUAAAUCCGAUGUGAUUAUACAUUUAACAAGAAACUUGGAAGAUGAACAAUUUUUUAGAAAGUGUCCCUUCCAAGUUCAUGAAUAACAAUAAUGGUAGCACUCAUAUUUCGCCAAAUUUAACUUUACUUCGUAAGUCCAAGACACUUAUGUCGAAUGAGAAUACAUCAGCUUUUGUGGAAAAAUGGCAGAAAAAAACCACUACUAAUAGACAAGAUAAGGGAGCAAGACGCCUUGCCCUGUUUAUCGCACAUUUUAAAAGACGUGCAAAAUCUGCAGAUCCAUCCAAUAAAGCAGUCUUUUAUAAUGGUAUCGAACCAAAAAACAAUUUAGUCCCAAAUACAUGUGUACUACACAACAAUCAACAAUAUACUGAAAACUCAUGUCACGUUAACACAAAUAUGUAUAGAACAAACCGGAAAACAAAUAGUCAUAAUUAUCCAAUUCAAGUAACAUCAACUACUGUCCCUGCAAUUAAUUCUUAUUUAUCUUCAGGAAUGUCUAUCUCGGCUUAUGAAAAAACCAAUCUGGUAAAUUCACAAUAUAUAAAGCCACACCUUUAUGAUAGACCUAGACCAGCAUCAUUUCAUCCUUCAAGUCAAAUAUUAACUCAUCAUAAUCCAUACUUUUGCCAAAAUAAUUCAACUCCAUCUUCUAAUGAAGAGAAUUGUAAUCAAAUUUUGCCAUAUGCAUAUUGUCUAGCUGAUAAUUCAUUUUAUGUGGAGCCUAAUCAACAAAAUAAGAUUAACAAUGUAAUAAUGUAUGAUUCCAUUUAUGACUAUCCGCCUAAUCUAUCACCUUAUCCUUGUCCUACAUUCGUACCAUCUGAAGAUAUUACACCGACUAAUGAAAAUGUUAAUCCUUUCCUAUCGAAUACACAAUCAAGAAUUCGUUCAACUUCGGUAGACUUUUAUCGUCUGCGUAAAAUGCAUAAAGGUAUGAAACAACUUUUCUCAUUCAAUGGAAGGAAAGAAAAUAUUAAUGAACAAUCUUUCUGUGAUACUAGACAACUUGAAGAAAACCAAGCAAAACAUUCUCCGUUUACUGAAUAUAAACAAUUAAUAUCGCAUGUUGCCACUAUUAAUGAUAAACUAGAUCAUACAUCACUAAGUGACUCAUCGAACAGAAACUUAAAGAGAACAAUACUAAGGUCUUUUAGUUGUAAUCCUAGAUCCAAUUGUGAUCAUAAACGAAAAGUUAAACCACAGACAAUAAAGUCACAAAAUGUUGCUGGAUAUACUCCAGAUAACUACGGCAAAAGGAUAGAACUAAAUGAAAACUUUAGUCUGAGUAAAGAUGAACAAAAUCAGUUACACGUUGUCAGUUAUUCUGAGAAUGAACCUGUUAACUACAUCACAAUAUCUGGUAUAGAGGACAGAAAACCACUUCAGUUAAAUUCAAAGUUUAGUAUGGUAAAAUCAUCAUCUAUUUGUCAAGUUUCAACAUGUCAUAAUAUACCGAAAUUAUCUACUCAACUAAUACAAAGUGAGAAUACGAAAUUAAUGGAGCUAAGAAAUCGUAAAUGUAUUAACAACAUCACAAGAACCACACGAGAAUCUAUCCUUAAUGCUAGUAAUACCAUGACAACAGUUACUACUGCUCCUAUUCUAACAAAUAUCAAUACAUUGUCUGCCACUACUAGUACUACUACUACUUCAAUUUUCACAUCACCACUGCUAACAACAACGGCAACAACAUCUGUAGAAUGCAUAGUAAAUAAUAUUAAGCAUAAUCUGAGUUGUACUAACAACGAUUCAUUACAAUCCUCCUCCUCCUUCAAUACACCAGUUAAUCAUAAUAAAAAAGUACAUUAUUCUAAUAAAAACCAUGAAAAUCAAACUAAAAGUUAUACUUUGUUAUCAACGUAUCAGUCUAAUCAAAUUUUUGAUAAUAUUAAUUGGAACAACAGUCGAAACAUUAAUCGCAACCAAAACAACCAUCACAACAUCGGUAAUGAUAGUCAAACAAAACAUAAAAUUUCUUUGUCAGACUAUUUAUCAAGUACAGAAACUUCAUCUUUUGAUAAACAUGCAACAGCUAACAAUAACUCAAGGUUUAGUAUUUGCAGUACAACACUGCCACCGAAAUCUGAUAAUUUUGAAAGACCAAAUAACUUCAUGUCGUCGUCUUUAUUUGAGCCGAAAGUUAAUGGCAUUAGUGAUGGUUCCAUGUUGAGUAGAAGUGAUACUUACUCAAAUUUAAAAGAGUUUCCAAAGAAACCGUCGAUAGAAAUGGGUCAUACGGAAGAGCAUAAUAAACGUACAUCUAUGUCAAAAGAGUAUUUAAACAAUUCUACAUUCAACCAUAGUUUAACAAGAGCAAAACUACUGAGUAAUUUACCGGAAUUUCAUUGUUCACGAUUAUCUCAACUGUACAAUAGUGUAGGAUAUGAAAAUUUGAAAAAUGAUAGAUUCAUGAAGACAGAUGACAAUUCACGCGAUAUUUUUCCAACUCUUCGUAAUUUUUGUCAAAAACAAACUACUUCAAGUCAUCCAGUUGGUCAGUGUACAAUAUCUUCAGCUGCAGUGCUUCGUCCUCCACGUCCACCCCAAAGAACCACUUCUUUAGCCAGUGAUCACCAGCCUUCCAGAACAAGUGAAAUUAAUAGUACAGAUACAUCAUGUUCUUCACGUAGUAGUCCAUCUCGCAAUGUAAACAGCUGUAUGCAACAUCCAAACAGUGAAAUAUGCUCCACUACAACUUGUGGAUCAUUUAAUCCAAAUCGAUUUUCUCAUUGUAAACCAUUAGAUAAUAAUGUGAAUAAUCAUUUAACUGAUAAAUUAAUUGAUAAAGAAGUUAGUGACCUAAAUUCUUCAGAGAAUGAUACAGUAUGGUGGUCACAUUUAUUGCCUUAUAAACCAUCAAAUCUACCUAGUAAUUUAGCUGAUCGUUUAAGGCAGAGAAAUAGUUUAAUUCUGUCAAGAAGUUCACCAACAACUCGAUUAUCUAAUAGUUCGCUACCAAAUUCUUUUCCAUUUAACAAUAAUAAUAAAUCAAAUAAUAAUAGUAAUCUUCAAAAUAUAAUGAUACAAUCAAUGUAUGAACAAAGUGAUUCCGGUGAUUAUACUGGGUUGCGAUCCGAUGUAACAUCUUUAUAUUGUGUACAAAAUAAGCAUGGUAAUGAUAUACGAUUAAGACAAUCAAGACCUAUAAGUGUGCAUACAGAUUAUUCAAACUAUACUAAUAAUUCAUUCUUUCUACCGUCACUGAGACAUUUUAAUACAACAAUUAAUUCAAAUACUGUAACUCAUUCAUCACCACUAGCCUCAUCUUCGUCUUCAAUAUCAUCGUUACAACAACAAGCACCAACACGGCCAUCUAGUCUAUCACUAGCCUCAUCUUUUACAAAUGUUAUUCCUAAAUUAAAUAACCUGAUUAAAACAAAUAAGUUAAAUAAAAAAACAUUGAAUUCAUCAAAAUCAAUAUCAUCAUCGAUAUCUUUAUCUACUUCUACUCCUACUUCUACUACUAUUACUACUAAUAAUUCACAAUUAUUAUUUCAAAAUAAUAUAUGUAAUAUUAUUCCAGAUUAUUUAUUGAAAUCAUGUCCACCUAGUGAUAGUCCAUUACUUGGACAAUACUGUCGUUUAUUGUUACUUCGAACAAAUGAUGAACAUGAUAAUAAUGUUGCUACUGUUAAUCAUAUAAAUACUGUGGAGACAGAUGAUAAUAAUAAUAUUUCAACACUCAGUGAAUAUUCUGUGAAACUUACACCAACUGCUGAGACACCGGCUACGCCUGUUUAA
Schistosoma margrebowiei is the source of this 3772-nucleotide messenger RNA. NCBI's taxonomy places the organism in Eukaryota, Metazoa, Platyhelminthes, Trematoda, Strigeidida, Schistosomatidae. The record is from the annotation of a GenBank genome assembly.